AGCGAGGAUAAUCAGUAUCACCCUUUUCUCGAUGAAGGUGACUACAAGGUAGCUCGGUGGGCAAUUGAGCAAGGGCCAAAUCAAAACGCCCUCACAGAUUUUUUGUCCAUUGACGAGGUAAGUGCGCUGCAUAAACUUGGACUAUCCUAUGAGAAUGCUCGUGCUCUUCACCAAAAAAUUGAUCACAAACUCCCUGGUGUUACUCCGUGGCGACGCAGUGUUAUUCAGAUAUCAGGCAUCAACGAAGAAUUCAAAUUAUUCAUGCGAGAUCCUGUCAAAUCUAUCAAAGAACUGUGGGCUAACCCCGCCUAUCUUGAGCACCUUACCUAUGCGCCCGAACACCGCUUUGCAGAUGAAGGGAAAUCUGAAUGCAUUUAUGAUGAGUUCGUUCAUGAGUGGUGA
Suillus paluster is the source of this 402-nucleotide messenger RNA. RefSeq lists its product as uncharacterized. The annotation marks the transcript as partial. The record is from RefSeq and is a predicted model, not a curated record. NCBI's taxonomy places the organism in Eukaryota, Fungi, Basidiomycota, Agaricomycetes, Boletales, Suillaceae. The transcript is spliced from 2 exons.